AUGGGAAAAACGCAAAUAUGGGAAAAACGCAAAUAUGGGAAAAACGCAAAUAUGGGAAAAACGCAAAUAUGGGAAAAACGCAAAUAUGGGAAAAACGCAAAUAUGGGAAAAACGCAAAUAUGGGAAAAACGCAAAUAUGGGAAAAACGCAAAUAUGGGAAAAUCGCAAAUAUGGGAAAAUCGCAAAUAUGGGGAAAACGCAAAUAUGGGGAAAACGCGAAUAUGGGGAAAACGAGAAUAUGGGGAAAACGAGAAUAUGGGGAAAACGAGAAUAUGGGGAAAACGAGAAUAUGGGGAAAACGAGAAUAUGGGGAAAACGAGAAUAUGGGGAAAACGAGAAUAUGGGGAAAACGAGAAUAUGGGAAAAACGCAUAUAUGGGAAAAAGGUAAAUAUGGGAAAAAGGUAAAUAUGGGAAAAAGGAAAAACACAAAUAUGAUAAAAACGAAAAUAAGGGAAAAACGUAAAAUUGGGAAAAACGCAAUAAUGGCAAAAAAGCAAAUAAGGGAAUAA
Schistocerca piceifrons (Central American locust) is the source of this 510-nucleotide messenger RNA. RefSeq lists its product as uncharacterized. The transcript is spliced from 2 exons. The record is from RefSeq and is a predicted model, not a curated record. Bases 1 to 510 code for a protein of 169 amino acids. NCBI's taxonomy places the organism in Eukaryota, Metazoa, Arthropoda, Insecta, Orthoptera, Acrididae.